This is a messenger RNA of Desarmillaria tabescens, 1084 nucleotides long. RefSeq lists its product as uncharacterized. The coding region runs from base 16 to 789 and encodes 257 amino acids. NCBI's taxonomy places the organism in Eukaryota, Fungi, Basidiomycota, Agaricomycetes, Agaricales, Physalacriaceae. The record is from RefSeq and is a predicted model, not a curated record. The transcript has a single exon.
GCCUUUUACCCCUUGAUGUCCACGUCGAUUGCUUUCACCCCUUCGGUCAUUUCGUCGUUCCCUACUUGUAAUAAACGUCUUUUCUCAACGUCUGACAUUACUCCUGCCACCCCCGAAGACGAGCCGCCCUACAAGAAACAGUGCAAAAGAGCCUCAAUGUCCGGACUCAGGAGAACCCGCUCGUUCCUUUCGCUGUCGGACCUACCCCGGCAGGAGGAUCUACAACAGUCGAUGUACCUGCCACAGAGUAGAGGUAGAAGCCGGGGCCGUGGAAGGAAGAUGAGCAUGUCACUGGCAGAGGGGGACUUUCGGGCGUGUUUGGAAGCGUCUAUUGCUUCGAGCCUCGCGCCUAUAACCCAUCCAUACAGCAGCGCGCAGCGGCCGCAUGCUUUCUCACCGGAACGGAUCGCGUCUAGCUCCUACACCUCAGCGCCACGUGUCUCUUCUCCCUUAUGUCCUUCACGGCGCCCUUCAUUCAUAUUUACUUCAUCUACCCCCCGUCCUCGCAAGGGGAAAUGCGAGCCGGACCUCCAUCGUAUCGCCAUCCAAACUUGCAUGCGUUCGACGUCCGAAGGCCAAAAGAUUCUGGCAAUGGGUCCGCGGUUGGCCAUGAACAUUGUGUAUGCGACUCGGGAGUUGGAACGCAUGGUUAAGGAACGCGGACUGGAAAUUUUUGACAAAAGGAUUGAGGAGGACAUUACCAUGGUUGACUCGACAACUGAGCCUUGGAUCAACGUGUCGGGGGAGCGGACAGGCGAUGAUUGGGAGAUGAUCAAUUGCGGCGCAUAGGCUUGUCACGCUUCGACCCCACUCGGACUCACUGAGCGCCAUCGCACUAUCGUUUCGGGAUUUUUGGGACAUUCAUCUGUACUUUUACACGCAUCUUGGGUUUUGUUAUUUAUGUUGUUUUCUUACUGCUGUUGUAUACCUAUCAAACACUACCUUGCAUAUUCAUUCUACAUACCAGACUAAUCCUACGAUAUUCGUCCCCUGUAUCAAAUAAGAACUUUGGAAAUCACUGAACUGAAUACAAUGGUAUGCGUGCGCAGCCAGACUGUGACUUCAUACCCAUCUUGAAUCCCGG